AUGCCGGGGCCCGAACGACGCGAACGCUCUCCGACGCCCGCACACAGCCACGCGGCCCCUGGCACCGCAGCGCUUCUCUUCCGGCGCCCAGCCAUGGAGCAGGAGGAGGACGCUGGCCCAGAGGUGCGGAACCUGAGGAGCCCAGAGCCAAGCACGCGAGGCAUUGCCUCAAAAUCAGAGACACUGGCACCCAGCCCCACGGAGGGCCAGAGCAGACCAGCUGGGGCUGUCGUUACGGGCCACGCCGCGCCAUGCAAAGCAGUGUCUGCCCGCACUGCUGUCCUAUCCACCAUCCUCCGGCUUCCAGCUGUGGCUUUUCAAGGAGUUUUUAAGAAAUAGCCUGAAACCCUGGUGAGGGUGGCGCAGGUCAUCGUGGUGCGGCUGCAGGGGGUCACCUUCCUGGCUCCGCGCGACUGCCUGGGCCUGACCACGGGGCUCUUCAGCCCUGUGAGUGCGCUCGGCGCCCUAAGCGUGGCCGGCGUGGCCGCGGGGAGGGCCCAGAGGCCGAUGUGCUGCAGCCCCAGGGGCCCUGCGAGCCAGCCCCUCCCAGCAGAUCGUGCAGCAGCCUCUGGGCCUCUGCCGAAGAGGAGCCCCCCCCCCCCGCUGCCUUCUGUCCGCGAAGAGAUUGUGGACAAGCUCAGCCAGGCCCAGGCAGGUGACCAGGUUGCUUCAGCUCCACCAGGUAAGGGACCCUCUGUCCCACUCCAGACGGCAGGCAAGCCCUGGGCCCAGAGGACCCUGCACCUGUGCUCUGGCUCUCGGUCUCCGUUCUUUCUCUGCCCCCGGGUUGUGACUCGGCUGAUUCACCUCUCGGGCGAGAAGAUCCUGCGCAGCCUCCAGCGUGGAACUGCGACAGGUCACCAGUUUGGGCCACAUGCUGUAGGCAGCAAGUGGGGCUCGGGGGACCCUGCCAGCAAGCUCUCCACGGCGGCCGCCACGCCCGUGUCAGAGGCUGCGCCCCUCACCGCCUUCACCCUGGCGCUCGAGCACGCCCUCAGCGCCAUCGGCCCCGCCCGGCUGCUGACCAGCGCCAACAUAAAACAGCUCCUUGGCUCUGCUGCUCUGGACAGUAUCCACGACUACCGGCUGUCCAGCUGGCUGGGGCAGCAGGAGGACAUCCACGGGGUGGUGCUCUACCAGGCCGACAGCACGCUCACAGCCCGGACCCAGCGCCGUAUCCGGCAGGCCGACUGCAUCCUGAUCGUGGGCCUGGGCGAGCAAGAGCCCACGGUGGGGUCCCUGGAGCGGAUGCUGGAGACCGCGGCUGUGCGUGCCCAGAAGCAGCUGGUCCUGCUGCACCGGGAGGACGGGCCUGCGCCGGCCCGCACCGUGGAGCGGCUCAACAUGCGGGGCUGGUGCUCCGGCCAGCUGCACCUCUGCUGCCCUCGCCGCGUCUUCUCCAGGAGGAGCCUGCCCAAGCUGGUGUCCAAGCCCCGAGCGCCCUCCCCCUCGGGGCUGGUGGGCUUCGGCUGGGCCCGUCGGUAUGUGGCCCAGCUGCCCGCACUGCCCGCCGCACCCCAGGAGCCCUCCCAGGUGGAACUGUCCGAGCGGGUCGGCCAGAGGCCCCGGACCAGCGCUCCGACUUCUCCGGCCUGGCGCCGGCGCUUCGCCUUGCUGCUACUUGGGGGAGGCGGAGCGAGCCACACGCUCUCUUCUGCUCACACGUGCUGCUUCUGGUUGUGCGGUGGACGUCACACACGGACAGUGGCCAGAACGGUCUCAGCCCGCGCUGCUUUCCGCUGGUGGCUCGUCCGGCCCUGGGGGCUGCGCUGGGCGCCUCCGCCUGCCUCCCCACCCGCCCAAGUCUGUUCAAAGCCCGUUGCUUCAGCUCCACAGCCUCCGCGACGCCAGCGGGUGGAGGAGCGGAGUGCUCGCUGCCUCUCGGGAGUGUCCCACUCCCUCUCUGAGUUGGCAUUUUUGCCCCUCUCUCCAUGGCACGUGCAGGACUCGGGCCCUGAGGGGUGGGGUGGAACGGGACGGCCGUCCCUGGGGUCCUGGCGGCCCGGCGGCGCCGACUCCCCGCUGCGCCCAGGUCGGCAUCACCGGGCCCUGGCGGAGCACGGCAUCCCUGCGGACGUGGUCGGAGGGACGUCCAUCGGGGCCUUCGUGGGCGCCCUGUACUCUGCAGAGCGGAACUACAGCCAGAUGCGGGUCCCGGCCAAGCAGUGGGCUGAGGUCUCACCGGCCCCCACCCUCGCUGAGGAAGGAUGGGCCUGGGUCCUUCCGGAGGCCGUGGGGCUUCGGCAGGGCCUCACAUGUGCCCCCGCGUGCCACCCCCCGCCGAUGGAGAAGACCGUGCCAGACCUGACCUACCCCAACCCCUCCGUGUUCUCGGGGACCGGCUUCAACAGAAGCAUCUGCAGCGUCUUCAAGGACAGGCAGGUCGAGGACCUGUGGGUCCCCUACUUCGCCGUCACCACGGACAUCACGGCCUCUGCCACGCGGGUCCACACAGACGGCUCCCUGCGGAGGUACGUGCGUGCCAACAUGUCCUGGUCGGGCUACACGCCCCUCCUCUGCGACCCCAAGGAUGGACACCUGCUGGUGGACGGAGGCUACAUCAACAACCUCCCAGGCACCGUGGCGGAUGGGGUGGGGCCACCCGGUCAAUGGGGGCAAAGCAUGGGCAGCCGGGACGAGACAGACCUCACCAACGACGGGGGUGCGCUCUCCGGGUGGUGGCUGCUGUGGAAGCGCUGGAAUCCCCUGGCCACGAAGGUCAAGGUGUUGGACAUGGCGGAGACCCAGACGUGCCUGGCCUACGUGUGCUGCGUCCGGCAGCUGGAGAUGGUGAAGAGCAGCGAGCGACUGCUGUACCUGCGCCCCGCCGCCCCCCGCAUCGACAGCUACGGCACCCUGGGCUUCGGCAAGUUCGACGAGAUCUGCAGGUGGGGGUACCAGCACGGCCGGACGGUGUUUGGCAUCUGGGGUCGCAGUGGCGUGCUGGAGAAGAUGCUACGGGACCGGCGGGAGACGAGCGAGGUGAAGGCGUACAAUGUGCUCACCUGCCCCAACGCCUCCUUCACGGACCUCACUGAGAUCGUAUCACGUAUCGAGCCUGCCAAGGUGGCUGCAGCGGACGAUGAGUCUGACUACCAUACCGAAUAUGAUGAGGUGCUGCUGGGCGGCCCCAAGGACUUCCAGAGUGCCCCAGCUGACCUGGCCUCCGACUCGGCGGAUGAGCCCUCGCUUCGGCAUCAUCGGCACUCCCGUCCGGCUUCGCCCGAACCAUCCCAGGACUUCGCAUCCUCCCUGGCUCUCUGA
Molecule: messenger RNA, 3264 nt
Organism: Kogia breviceps (pygmy sperm whale)
Lineage: Eukaryota; Metazoa; Chordata; Mammalia; Artiodactyla; Physeteridae
Source: RefSeq, a predicted model, not a curated record